Messenger RNA from Caenorhabditis elegans, 767 nucleotides. It is a transcript of the gene fbxa-147, whose product is annotated as F-box domain-containing protein. The record is from RefSeq and is marked reviewed. The coding region runs from base 66 to 767 and encodes 233 amino acids. Lineage: Eukaryota; Metazoa; Nematoda; Chromadorea; Rhabditida; Rhabditidae. The transcript is spliced from 2 exons.
GAAAUGGAAACGACAUGUUCAGCUAUUUUUUAGACAUUUUCCUCCGAAGAAGCUGCUAGCUGAAGAUGCGUACUUCACGCCCUUGUCUAGAAGAAAUGCCUGAACUAGUGAUGAAAAAUAUUUUGGGUAAUGUUGGAUUACAGUCUAUUCUAAAACUCCGUUUGGUAUGCAAACAUUUCUAUGAUUGCAUUCAACUCCUCCAACCAAAUAUUCACCUCAAUUCAAUUUCUCUGGAAAUAUCUCCAAACUUACUUAUCUGUGAUAUUGAAUUGAAGGAAUGCCAAUCAAUUGGAGUAAUAUGCAGAAAAACUGAAGAUGGAUAUUUUUUACACCGAAGGAAUAGAAAGUUGACAAAACUCAUAAAAACCCAAGAUUUUUACACAGAGUUUCGUGAAGUGUUUAAUCUAUUAUUGAAAUAUCAACGGGCACUACUUCAAAGGUUUUCUAUAAACUUUGAAUCGGAUGGAGAUAUUAAAAUAUUUGAAGAAUUGGUUCACAUCCUCAAAGCCAAACGACGCUUCCUUCAGGUAGAAACAAUUGAUAUUAGUUUAUUGGAAUACCUUCAAGCUGUACAAGUUUUGACGUACAUUCAUCCAGAAACACUCAAAACUCUGAAUUUUCAUAUUUAUUCGGAAAAAUGCAAUGAUCUAGAUCUUUUGGAAAUUGUUAAACUGAAACAAUGGAGACUUGCUUCCAAUUUGAACAUUUCAAGCUUUGCUGCUUCAAUUUCCGUCUCUUACUUUAUACAGAGUAACUGCUCAGUUUGA